ACACACACACACACACACACACACACACACACACACACACACACACACACACACACACACACACAGCCCCGGACACACCCCUAGGUUGGUGUUUCCCUAACUUGCUCGGAUCAACAGGUAGAGACUCAUUCUGCUGGCGCCAACCGUGAAGCCAUCAUGGAUUUGUUGAGAUUCGAGACGAUCCUCCUGCUCCUGUCCGUCGGAGGCGGUCUGGCCCAGGACGCGCUGCCCCACGGGCCUCUGUACGUGGAGCUGGGCCAGAACGUCACCUUCAAGACCACGGCGGACCUGGAGAAGUCUUUCAUCACCAUCAUCUGGUCCUUCAAGCACCCGGAGGAGGGCCCCGAACCCAUUAUCUCGCUGGCCGGCUCUGCGGUGAACGUGGUGGAGGCAUACGAGGGCCGCGUGUGGCUGAACCGCACCAACGGCCGGCUGAAGAUGGGCCCCACCACCGCCGCCGAUGACGGCGAGUACUCCGUCUCCAUGGUGGACGACAAGGCCGUCACCCAGACCGGGGAGAGAGAGCUGCGCGUGCUCGUGCCGGUGUCCAGCGUGCUGAUCGCCUCCAGCCCCCUGGAGGCUCUGGAGACCAACUCCACCGUCGUCCUCAACUGCUCCGCCCUGGGCUCCUUCCUCGUCUUCAGCUGGACCAACGGCACCACCCCCCUGCUGGGCGACGGCAAGAGGACCUCCAUCUCCACCGGGGAGCAGUGGAGCAGCGUGACCAUCCGGGAGGUUAACCGCUGGGAACUCCGCGGACCAAUCGGCUGCAGCGCCACCAACAAGCUGGAGAAGACGGUGAACAGCGCCCCCUUCAACAAGUCAGUCCACUGUGAGUACUGCGCCCCCUUCAACAAGUCAGUCCACUGUGAGUACUGCGCCCCCUUCAACAUGUCAGUCUACUGUGAGUACUGCGCCCCCUUCAACAAGUCAGUCCACUGUGAGUACUAAG
This is a messenger RNA of Gadus macrocephalus (Pacific cod), 952 nucleotides long. RefSeq lists its product as uncharacterized. The record is from RefSeq and is a predicted model, not a curated record. Bases 157 to 951 code for a protein of 264 amino acids. Lineage: Eukaryota; Metazoa; Chordata; Actinopteri; Gadiformes; Gadidae. The transcript is spliced from 4 exons.